AUGGCGGAGUAUUAUCCUCGACCGGAUUUUCAGCGGACGAGCCUCAAUUGGGUGACUUUGAAUGGGAAAUGGGGUUUCGAAUUCGACGACAAAGAUGUCGGUCUCUCCCAGCGUUGGUACGAAAGCUAUAGCGGAAAGCGCACCAUCAAUGUUCCGUUCGUGUUCCAAACUCCUGCGUCGGGUAUCAAUGAUCAAAGUGCGCACGAGGUCAUAUGGUAUGAUCGCAAGAUCACCGACCCCCGCACGGCAGAAGAGCUGGGGAAGGGCAACCAUGCCUUGAUGCGAUUCGGCGCCGUUGACUACGAGGCCACCGUUUGGGUCAAUGGCCUUUACGUUGGCUCGCAUCGCGGCGGACAUGUCCCCUUCGACGUGGACAUCACGCCCGCGCUCCCUCUGAAGGGCGGGGAAGAACCGCACCGUGUUGUCAUUCGCGUCAAAGAUUCGCCGUAUGACUUGACGCAACCGCGGGGUAAGCAAUAUUGGAAGCCGGAGCCCGAUAACAUUUGGUACACGCCAUCCAGUGGAAUCUGGCAGAACGUUUGGCUGGAAAGCGUUCCCGCCGUGCGGAUUGCCAAUAGCAGCGAGGGGACCGUCCUACGUGCGGACGAUAUCGAGAGCGGCGACCUGCAUGCCACGAUUGGCGUGGUCGGAAAGCUUGCUCUUCAACCUUAUGCGAUCCAGAUUGAAGCGAGCUAUCAGGGUGCUGUCAUCCGGACAUCGGAGACCGUGCAGCUGCCUCGCGACCGAGAUGUUGUCAACUGCACUCUCAAUCUCCGCCUAAAUUCCGGUCAGCUUGAGGAAAUAUCCCAAGGAUUCCCUCGUACGGAGCUUCCGAACAAUCCGAAGUAUCUACAUAACGAUAUCCCUGUCUGGUCUCCCGAGCACCCGUUCCUGUACGAUAUCACGAUCCGGCUAUACGAUUCUUCGAACGCCGUCAUUGACCAGGUUGAAACCCACACCGGGAUGCGUUCCAUUGAGUGGACCCGAGGGGAUGAAACGUUCCGACUGAACGGAGAGCCGUAUUUCCAAGCGCUCGUUCUCGACCAAGGCUACUGGCCAGCGACAGGAAUGACCCCCCCUGUUCACUCCAGCCUGCGAGAAGAUGUCCAACUAUCCAAAGACAUGGGAUUCAAUGGCUGCCGCAAGCAUCAGAAGGUUGAAGAUCCGCUGUUCCUGUACUGGGCGGACAAACUUGGCUACCUGGUCUGGGGCGAGAUUGCCAAUGCCUACGAGUUCGACGAGAAAUACGUGGAACGGUUCGACCAGGAGUGGAUUGAAUGCGUCAAGCGAGACAUCAAUCAUCCGUGCGUGGUCGCGUGGACGCCCGUCAACGAAAGCUGGGGAUAUACGGACUUGCCGAACAACGUGGAGCAACGCAAUCAUAUUCGAGCGCUCUACUACAUGACGAAGACCCUCGAUCCGACUCGACCGAUCAAUGACAAUUGCGGCUGGGAGCAUGUGCUGACUGACCUUACCACGUACCACGACUAUGACGAUGCGGCCGAGCUCGCGGUGCGGAGCGCGUCAGUGGAGAACAUCAUCACCCAGAAGAAGCCCUGUUUCCUUGACCCGAUCGUCAACCAGUCCGGUGGCGACAAGGGAUCCAAGCAUGAAGAUGGUGCUCCGGUAAUUUGCUCCGAGUUUGGCGGAGUGAACAUCCAACCCGCCGAGGGGGUCCCUGGAGCCACCGCGAAAGACUGGGGUUAUACCACUGCCAGUGAUCCGCAAGACCUGCUCAAGCGCGUGAGGAACCUAGUCAUGGCGGUGGUGGAACCGGGGGUGUGCUGCGGGCUAGUUUACACCCAAUUGACAGAUAUUGAGCAGGAGGUCAACGGUGUAUACUCGUUCGACCGACGGGCCAAACUCGAUCCUGCGGCAGUGAAAGACAUCAUGGACCAUGCAAUGACGGCGUAUCACAAGCUACGAAAGAUCCGGAGCCGAGCGUAA
Messenger RNA from Eremomyces bilateralis CBS 781.70, 1947 nucleotides. RefSeq names its product family 2 glycoside hydrolase. Lineage: Eukaryota; Fungi; Ascomycota; Dothideomycetes; Eremomycetales; Eremomycetaceae. Gene Ontology annotation, molecular function: hydrolase activity, hydrolyzing O-glycosyl compounds. The transcript is spliced from 4 exons. The record is from RefSeq and is a predicted model, not a curated record. Bases 1 to 1947 code for a protein of 648 amino acids. Gene Ontology annotation, biological process: carbohydrate metabolic process.